UUAAGAAGUCUUGUUUUAGAAAGAUAAGCUAGUUCCUUUGUCAUAUAAUUAAUCUUACUGGUCAAAUGUUGAGCCUUUCAAACAUUCGUUUAUAUUAUUUAGAUGUCACAGACCUUGUUGCUAAUUGGACCCUCGACGGCACUGACAAAGAUGUAAUCUUGCGAAAUAAUGCUUCCUAUAAAUCUGAAGAUGGCGUAACUGCUUUGUAUCUGGAUGGCAAGGGUUCAUACGCCGACACACCAUCCACCGACCUCUAUCAAUUUUCGGCGUUUACCAUUAUGUGCUGGGUAAAGGUCUUAGUACCCGCAAAAAAUAAGGGGUACAUCUAUGCUGAUUGGUCCAGACCUUAUCAGUUUUCUUUUUGGGUCAACGGUAUCCACAAGUCACUCCUCUUCCAUCUAAGAAACGAACUGGGAAGAGACAUUCUUGUAAUGCACAGGAGGGGAAUACGUCUGGGCGUUUGGAUGCACCUGGCAGUCACGUGGGAUCAGCAGAGACAGGUUGCUGAAAUGUUUUUCAACGGAAGUAAAAGAGGAGAGCAAUCCCCUCUUCCUGGCAGGUCAGGCUAUAGUAUUAUAAGUUCUCCCAGUACAUAUUAUCAGAUUGGAAGCAAAGCAGAUACCAAGGAAACAUUCCAUGGACUCGUCAGAAAAAUGAAGGUCUACAAGAGAUUGCUGAACAGCAGCGAAAUAUUUCAGGAGGCAAGAAUGUUUAAAGAGGAUGCUUAUCACUUCAACACAUGGCUUAUAAUCAAAAACACGCGUUUAACUCUGGAUCUUCUCAUUCCAACGAGUGCGCCAUACAAAGAAAUGAAGGCUAAAGUGAUGGCAAAGUUCAAUGGAAUGGUUCGCGGAUUUCUAGGAUUUUUCUCCGCCGAAUUGCAGCGAUUUGGUCCGCAGAGUGUUGACAAAAUUUUCAAUACCACGGCUGUAUUGAUGGCAGACAUAAAUAUCUCCUGCAGCAGCGAGCAAGUGAAAUUUCAGCUGAUGAAAAAGAUUAAGAAAGACUUAGCUUCCAUAUCGUUGUUUAACAAGACCUAUAUUGACUUUUUGGAUACAGCAAACUGCAAAUGUCUCCCUGCAAAUGUUGACGUAAACUUGAGCAAGGUACUGGGACAAGUAAAGGUGAUCCAUACAACCGACGUGAUUAACUUUCAAGCAGACGUGCAGCAUUCGCGAUGUAGUUCUGUGGCACAAUCGCUAUCAUACUGGCUCAUCACCAAAGCACAAUUAACGGACAGAACAUUUUACAGCUUUAUGCGCAACGCCAUGAAACAAAGUAAACCUGUCUGGUCUACGCAACGAAGAGUUUUUAUCGACCGAUUCUAUCACGUUAGCUACAUUUUACGAGCCAAGGCGGAUCUCAGGAUAAUCGGCUAUGAUUAUGGUUUCAUACAAGUCACGCGAAGAGAUUUCGUUGCCAGAAUUUCAGGAGUAUCUUCAGCGGAAAUUGGAGGAGGGAAUAUAUACCUUGUUGGCUCCCUUCCAUAUGUUCGAAAUUCUGAUCUAGCAGAUUCAUUGAUAUUUACCUGGUUUUGCAGAAGAAGCUACGAAAAAUUGCCAAAACGCGUUACCAUUCCACUUGUCGAUUCUCCAAAAGGGAACGCAAAUGCUUCCGGAGGUUGCUAUGGAUACGGCCCGGGAAGACUUAUGGGUCACAAGACUGCUAUUGUUGUUCAAGUCGACAAAAUGGAAAGUGGACAAACUUAUGUUUUUGAACUUGAUGUCUCAGAUGGAGCUAGUAGUUCUAGGGAUGUUCAUGAAUUGACCGUGAUAAAAAAACCACAUGCAUCAUUUUCAAUAAGCUGCAUCUACAAUUGUGGACCUGAGGUUAUUCCGACCAAGCGAAUGAUAUUUGAAUCCCGAUGCAGAGGGAACCUCUGUGAAAAAGUUACUGGCUAUGACUGGUCUUUAUAUGAGAAAGCGGAUCCCAAGAGUUCGUGGGUGCAAAUCGCAGACUUAGCAGAACGAAUACUCACGGACCUAGACAACCCAACCCUUGUUCUCACCGGCAGGAUGAAAAAGAAUGAGUAUUCACUCAAAAUGAAUACCGCAUACAAGAUAGCUGCCUCCAUAAAAAUAGCUGGUGGAUAUUUUAGAGAUGACAGUAUGGUGUUUCAAACCGUUGCGCCAUUAGAAGUUCCUAAAGAGAAGUGUAAUGUCCAGCCGAAAGAAGGCUUUGUAAUUAAAACUUUAUUUUUUGUGAACUGUUCUGGCUGGCGUAUUGGAAACGAUAAUUUGACUUUCAAAUUCAGUUACAAUACUUCAAGGAGCAUUGUGACAGCUGCACGGCCUCAAAAUGCACCAUAUAUAUCACUUAAGCUCCCACAAGGGUAUCAGGCUAAAGAUUACAAUGUCACCCUCAGAGUUGACAUAACUGAUGUAAGAGAAUCAAGCUACAGCGAUAUUGUCACCGUAAAGGUGAAGCCAUUGCCUCAGAAUGACUCUUCAAUGAAUGUUGAAACAUUGAUGAACGACCUUGGGAGCCUCCUUGAGGAGACAAGAUUCAGCGAAGCUGCUACUUUGGCGAUAGCUAUUCUUAGUUCACACGUUGAAGACGGAACGAAGGACUCUAUAUUGAAGGCUAUGGCUGAUAUCAAAAUCGCGGAUGUUAGCCAGGUCACAGGACUAUCUACGAUUGUUGUCAUGGCAACACAAAACAGAGUCCAAAUCCCUAUGGACGCUCUGGAAGAUGCUGCCUCGUUACUUUCCAAAGCGACUGACUUCCUCCGUGCUUAUCAAGGCAGAGAUGUUAUUGAAGAUACUAGUGCAGAUAUUUUAGAAGGAAUAUCAAACACUCUGACAGCUUCUACAUCUUUCGCUAAAAAAAAUUACCAUGAAGCUCUUCAUCAGGAAGAUGGAGGCAAACUAAACCUAACACAAACGAUAAACAGAAGGCGUAGAGAAGCUGAACAAGCUACAAGAGAAUUUUAUAAGGCCAAACAAGUCACGGAGAAGAUUUUAUCAACGGCGGACAUGCUUGGUACUACAUUGCUCUCUAUACAGGCUCAAGGUCAGAGGAAAACAACGCUCCAAACAGAUAUUAUCACUAUGACACUUCAGAGUAAGGCACCAUCAAAAAUUGGAAAUGAAACCUUUUAUGGAAAUGAUGGGGAAGGCGCCGUUACUUUUCCGCCAAUGAAAGUGCUGUUUGGAAGAAAAGAAACCAAUUUGAGAUCCGUUGGCACUCAAAUGACAACGCUGCAAAUAAACCCUUACGUGUGGAACAACCGCUCGAACUUCAUCAAAUCUUCAGUUCUGAGUGUUAAUUUAAAGCGGCAAGACGGAUCCCUCUUAGAAAUAUCUGACCUUAGUCAGCCCAUUGAACUGUUUAUUCCAGAGAGAAUUCAAAAAAAUGAUGAAACUGGAAAUUCUAGCCAGCGACAUUUUUUUUUAAAGCGAACCUAUAAUGGAUCCAGUCCUUUGCUCUACCACAAAAUAGAAAUUGAAAAUGACUUUCAAGCUGCAUUUGUGGAAAUAAGCCCAGAAAACAAUUCGUCUGUUGAUGUCUUUGUGAGUCGUGGUGUUAAGCCAUCACAUGAAAACUACAAGUUAAAAACAAGAAUUCCCGAUUUUUCAUCAUGCGUUCGUCAUCAAGACAGAACUGGUUAUACUGAUUGCACCCGUAACCCUAACGUUCUUUUGCUAUCAAGCAAUAUUACUGGUGGCACUGGUGUUCAUUUUAUUGGUAUACGUCUACUAAACAUGACGGGGAUUGCUCAGCGUCAAACCCGUCAUAUUUCAACUUCGUGUAAAGAUAAAAAUGGGAGGCAAAAGCGAUCUUGUAUCGGGGUCAAGGAUCCCCCAACCACUCCUCCUCCAGCCCCAGAGAUAAUAACACCCCAGUAUAAUUCACUGACAGAUGUGAACUACACCAUGUCAGUAAAGAUCAGGAGCUGUUUAUAUUGGUCUGAAAAGAUUCAGGCAUGGACAACUGAGGGGUGCAAGGUUGGCUGGAAAAUAACGGAUGGGAAGCUGCACUGCCUCUGUAAACAUCUUUCAGCGUUUGGUGGGAACAUUUUUGUGGCUCCAAACCCUAUCGACUUUGAAAAGGUUUGGAAAGAAUUCAAGAGGAUCGCUGACUCCGGAAAUUUCGUCGUGCUUUCCACUGUGUUAUUCAUAUUUGGUGUGUACCUUUUAGGACUCGUGGCUGCUCGUCGAGCUGAUAAAAAGGACUCUUUAAAGGUUGUCGCCAACGUUUAUAUAACUAAUUCCCAAACGGAGGGUUACACUUACUUUUUAAGCAUCCAGACCGGAGUAUGGAAAGGAUUUGGUACUUCAGCGCAUGUAGGAAUAAUCAUCAAUGGAGAGGAAGGAAGCAGUGGACCAAUUACGUUGACUGAUCCCUUAGCUAAGAGAAAAUAUUUUGCUAGGGGAAGUGUAAACAAUUUUACCCUAACCUUACCUUUUUCCUUGGGAAAAGUGACAGAUAUCUGCAUCUGGCAUGACAACAUCGGGUCCAAUCCGGCCUGGUUUCUUCAACAAGUUGUUCUAACAGAUCAGCAAACUGAGCAAAUGUGGUACUUUUUUGUGAACCAAUGGCUUGCCCUGGACGAAAGGAGUGGCUCCAUUGAGUUAUCUGUCGAGGCUGCAAAAGAAGAUGAGCUUGCUGAGUUUAAGCAUCUUUUCUUUUCCCGCACGGCCCGAAGUCUGGGAGACGGACACAUCUGGAUAUCUGUGUUUGCGAGGCCUCCUCACAGCCCUUUUACUCGUUGCCAGCGUCUUACUUGUUGCCUUGCUUUCCUUUUUACAGCAAUGGUGACCAAUGCUAUGUUCUACCAAUUUGGUCGAAUACCCACAGACUCCUUUAGAUUUGGCCCCCUUGUCAUGAGCUGGACACAGCUCAAGAUUGGAAUACAGAGCAGCUUUAUAGCGAUUCCAGCUAACUUCCUUGUGAUACUUAUUUACAGAAACACAAAACGAAAAUCUUCCGAUGAGGUGUACGAUCCCAGAGAAGUCGAUAAAAAGCCUAAGCCCCCCGGUUGUCUCCCACCUUUCUUUAUCUACGUUGCUUGGACCUUCAGCUUGAUCAUUUCCUUGACCGGUGCAACCUUUUCAGUGUUCUAUAGCUUGAUGUGGGGAGCAGACACUUCAAAUAAGUGGCUCACAUCUAUUUUAGUGUCCCUUUUCCAGGAUGUUUUACUCACACAACCAAUUAAGGUGUUUACUUUGGCUGCAUUUUUGUCUCUUCUCGUAAGGAAACCACUAGAACAGGAUCCUGUUAUUGGAGCUUCCUUGUUUCAAAGUAAAAAGGGGGAGAAUUUUCGAACUAAAAGGAAAAGGGAUAAGGAACUCGCCGGAGAAAAAGAAGCCGAUAGCCAAAAAUGGAGCAUGAUGGAAGCAAUCAAAGAAGUACUAUCAUUUUCAAUAUUCAGUUUUCUGCUUAUGGUCAUAUGUUAUGGAGAUAUUCAUCCGACUCGAUUCCAGUUUACCAAAUCCACGAUGGACAUCUUCAGUGGAUUAGAUGAGGUGGAUAGUACGUCUUCAUUGUGGAAUUGGGUAGACGAGGCGCUAAUUCCUGGCUUGUACGAUGUAACUUGGUACAAUGGCAGGUCAUUUGAAUACAAAGAGGGAUUUAUCAGCAACAAGAAGAAUUUCCUGAUUGGAAUGCCACGGCUGAGACAGUUAAGAUCGAAACCAAGGAUAAGCUGCCCAAAUGAUGUUUACAACACCCACAUCACAGACGUUUUUCCUGGUUGUUUUCAAAAGUACUCACCCGAUACUGAGGAUGUGACUCCAUAUCAUCUCCCAAAGUGGAUUAAGCUGCAAAAUUACAGUCUCUUUUCCUCUAUUGAUGACCUCUGUCCUAAACCGUGGAGAUACCAAUCGGGAUCGAUGACACAAACUCUUUCACAUGACGGUUAUGGAGGCGGUGGGUAUAUAGCAGACCUUGGAUACAACGGUCAAUCGGCAUCCAAAGUGAUAAAGGGACUUAGCGAGAAUAACUGGAUUGAUGGACAAACUGUGGCUGUAUUCAUAGAGUUCACUUUAUAUGAUCCAGCUACGUCUCUCUUUUGUAGUGGUAGAUUGGUCUACGAAGCAUCGCCUAGUGGAAAGCCUAGUACAAAAAUGGACAUCAGAACACUUGCUGUAUUUCCCUCACCAGAGACACAUUGGCAAAGGUUUUAUGAAGUGUGCCAGUUGUUUUUUCUUAUAGUCAUUGUGAUACAUUUAAUUGCUGCGGUAGUCAAGUUUUUUCGCCAGAGUAGGUACUUUCGUCAAAUUUGGAACUGGGUGGAGGUCAUUCUCCUUGUGGAUUGUAUCGUGGUAGUUGCAAUGUCAUUUCUUAAAGGGAAAUACACCAGUUUGUUUGUUAGGAAAAUUAAUUCAAACCCCUAUGAGACCUAUGGCUCUGAUUACAUUGUACGUUGGUUAAAUCACGGAACUACUUGGCUGUCAAUAGCAAUUUUUAUCGUAACUUUAAAGCUUCUGAGACUAAUCCGUUUUAAUUCCCAUAUCUGUCAAAUGCAAGGAACUCUUAAAAGGUCAGCCAGGUCAAUAUUUUCGUUUUCGUUGCUUUUCGUCAUUGCUGUUAUUGCCUUCAGUCAUUUUGGUUUUCUCGGUUUUGGAGCUCAUUUAGAAAUCUUUUCGUCUUUUUUCAACUCUUUGCGAGUAGUGCUACAAAUGUCUGUCGGCAAGCAAGUAGAUUACGUCAGCAUUUACUUGAAUAACUCAUUGAUGGGCUCGCUCUACUUGUUUUUAUUUUUGGUUGUCGUAAUGUUUUUCCUGAUCAAUAUAUUUGUAGCUAUUUUGGUUGAUGCAUACGAAGAGGUCAGGGGGGGUAAAGGGGAUGAUUUUUUCGAUGUAGAAGUUGGGAAUUUUAUGUGCAAUACCUUAAGAGAUAGAAGAAAAGAGCUUCCUGCUCACAUCCGUUCAACAAUGAAGUCGCUGUGUAAACAUCUCUCAAAAAAAUGCUCUAUAAAGAGCCGAAGUCCUGAUGUAGAACUGAGCAGUAAAGAGAAACGCUUUAUUGAAUCAUCCAACCAAGAAGCUAAGAAUAACAUUGAUAUGUCGCCAGUUUCGCCAACACUUGGAAUCACUGAUUAUCCUCUUAGAUUCAUCACAGAGGAGGAAGUUAAAAUCAAAUUUCUUUGUUGUAUCAAAAAUAUUAUUUAUGAAGAUGACUUGCUUGAUGAAAUGAAGUCUCAGUUUCUGGACAUGGAAACUGAACUGAUAUCGGUUUUGUGCUCUGACGUAACCGAUUCGAACACAGAAACCAGGCUGUAAAUUUAAACUUAAGGUGUUUUAAGGCUACUUUUUUUGUUAAGUUUUAAACAUAGAGUAAUAACUUAUUAGCAAAUUUAUAUAGGUAUAAUUUACUUUUGAUAAGGGCAUUUAAGCGGAAUCACCAGGAAUUAUUUUUAGAAAGUUUGAAAAAAAGUUGUAUUUUGCUUCCUCGCCUUAUCGCUCAAUUAUAGCGGAGCUCGCGUAGCCCUAUAAUUAUACAAUAUAGUAGAAACCCAUCAAGCCGAAAAAAUUUGGAUGUACGACCGUACGACCGUACUACCGACCGCACAAGGUGCUACUUUUAACAUGCGUGGUAAACUGUACCGCGG
Molecule: messenger RNA, 7555 nt
Organism: Pocillopora damicornis (cauliflower coral)
Lineage: Eukaryota; Metazoa; Cnidaria; Anthozoa; Scleractinia; Pocilloporidae
Product: polycystin-1-like protein 2
Biological process (GO): detection of mechanical stimulus
Cellular component (GO): membrane
Molecular function (GO): calcium channel activity; protein binding; calcium ion binding
Source: RefSeq, a predicted model, not a curated record